AGCACUACAAGUUUGCGUUGACUGAGCUCUUUGACCGGAGGCAGUUUCCACGAGUCAUCAUUCUCGAAGACGACAUGGAGCUCGCUCCAGACUUCUUUGACUACUUCGAGGCCACUUCCAACCUGCUUGACGUGGACGAGUCCAUCCUGGCAGUGUCAUCGUGGAACGACAACGGGCAGAAGCAGUUUGUGCACGACUCGGAGCUGCUGUACCGCUCGGACUUCUUCCCAGGGCUGGGCUGGAUGCUCAAGCGCGAGCUGUGGGCAGAGCUGAAGCCCAAGUGGGCGCGUGCCUACUGGGACGACUGGCUGCGCCUGCCCGAGCAGCGCAAGGGGAGGCAGACCAUCCGGCCGGAGGUCUGCCGCACCUACAACUUUGGCGAGCAUGGUUCGAGCAUGGGGCAGUACUUCAGCCAGUACCUGGCACCCAUCCGGCUCAACGCCCUGCCAGUCAACUGGGCUCAAAAAGACCUCAGCUACCUCCUCGACGUCAGCUACCCUGCCCUACAUGGUCUCCCAGCUGCGCACCGCGCGCCCUCAUCCCCCUCGCAGCCGUGAACACAGAGGUGGUAACCCCAUCGGAGCUAGGGUACGACGUGAUGGUGGGAGUAUGGCAACGAGAGCAGCUUUGCGCAGCUGGCGGGGGAGUUUGGCGUGUUCCAGGAGUGGAAGGCGGGCGUGCCGCGCACGGCGUACAGCCGGCGUUGUGGUGUUCCGGUACCACGGGCCGCACCGGGUGUUCUUUGUGGAAAGGAGAAGGGCUCGCCAGGCUGGGGUUCAAGCUGCCUUCUGGCACUUAGGCCAUGGCGUACCGUUGGAUUUGGGAGGGUUGCUAUGAAGGACACAAGUAGUGGAGCUCUACAAUGGGAAAUGGGAGCUUAUAAGAAUUCCACUACGCUAACGCAUAGGGGGGAAAUGUCGGAGAAGUGAGAUAGGAAGUUUGGCCUUAUCGAAUACAGAAUCUUACUUGUAUGCUAGCCUUUUUACGGAAUACUUUCCACACUUUUUACUUGUAU
Closterium sp. NIES-67 is the source of this 1015-nucleotide messenger RNA. The record is from the annotation of a GenBank genome assembly. NCBI's taxonomy places the organism in Eukaryota, Viridiplantae, Streptophyta, Zygnematophyceae, Desmidiales, Closteriaceae.